Molecule: messenger RNA, 2077 nt
Organism: Canis lupus familiaris (dog)
Lineage: Eukaryota; Metazoa; Chordata; Mammalia; Carnivora; Canidae
Gene: CETN3
Product: centrin 3
Exons: 6
Coding region: 141-671 (176 amino acids)
Biological process (GO): spindle pole body duplication
Cellular component (GO): microtubule organizing center; myosin II complex
Molecular function (GO): microtubule binding; calcium ion binding
Source: RefSeq, a predicted model, not a curated record
ACUCCGAAGCGUCUACCUUGUGGGAGGUCCUUGAGGCCGCUGAGGUCGUUGGUGUCUGUUGAACGGCUUGUGGAAGUCGUGCUGCCUUGGGCAGGGCGUUAAAGUCGUUCUCGAGGGGAACGUCUCUGUCCGAAGAGAAAAUGAGUUUAGCUCUGAGAAAUGAGCUUGUAGUAGACAAAACAAAGAGAAAAAAAAGAAGAGAACUCUCUGAAGAACAGAAACAAGAAAUUAAAGAUGCUUUUGAACUGUUUGACACAGACAAAGAUGAAGCAAUAGAUUAUCAUGAACUAAAGGUGGCAAUGAGAGCCUUGGGGUUUGAUGUAAAAAAAGCUGAUGUACUGAAGAUUCUUAAAGAUUAUGACAGAGAAGCCACAGGGAAAAUCACCUUUGAAGAUUUUAAUGAAGUUGUGACAGACUGGAUAUUGGAAAGAGAUCCACAUGAAGAAAUAUUAAAGGCAUUUAAACUGUUUGAUGAUGAUGAUUCAGGUAAAAUAAGCUUGAGGAAUUUGCGACGUGUUGCCAGAGAAUUGGGUGAAAACAUGAGUGAUGAAGAACUUCGGGCUAUGAUAGAAGAAUUUGAUAAAGAUGGUGAUGGAGAAAUUGUUGGCUGUUGCCCUAAACUAGCUUUAAAGCAACUCCAUUCUGUAAGGGUACUAUCUUCAGUGGCAUAGAGAAUUUUGUAAAUCAAGAGGAGUUCAUUGCUAUUAUGACUGGUGACAUUUAAAGAAUUACAAGGAUAAACACUAAGAAUGUUGCAGUUCUCAUCUCAUAUUCUAUUUUUGUGCUUGGAGCCAUGUUAAGAAAAAAAACCCAACUUAGUUCUUUUUUUUCCAAAAGGACCAAAAAUAAGUGUCUUAUGUAUUCAUAUUUUACUACUGUUAAGUUUCUUUGUAUGAACAGUAUUGUUAGCACUCUAAUAGGUUAACUUUGUAUUUAUAGUACAGCUUUUAUAUAUAUAUAAAGUUUAAAAAAUUGAAUCAUGUGGUAUACAUUCUCUGAAAGUUUUUUAUUCGGCAUCAGCAGUCACUUUUGUUUUGAUGUACACGUUACAGACUUUCAUUAAUAAAAUGUUUAUUUUAGUAGUAUUUUAAAGUAUGGUAAAUUUUCUGUCUUAUAAUUACAAAUACCUAUAACCAGUGGUAUCUUUCUUAUAUCUUUUCUCUUUAUACUACUAGUUUCAGAAACAAAAACUGAAAUACAAAUAACAAUAGAAUAGCACAUCUUUCCAUUGUAACUUUAGCAUUUCAUGUUUCAGUACAAGAUGACGACUCAAUUGAGGCAUAAUUCCUUUUUUAAGAGUCAUGUCUUUCAGUUUGGAAGGAGAAAAUGUGCAUAUAGACCCAUUUAUCCUCAUGUAUUAUGUUCUAUAGCAUUUCUGGUGUCUUAACAUAAGUUAUGACAGUUAAAUCUGGAUAUUUCCCUCUUAAACUAAUUGAGUACAGUUUGAAUCAUCUGGUUUCUUGACAAAGUGAAAGAUUGAAAUUUUGGAAUUUUGAUCUGUUACAAUAAUUAUCACUCAAUUAAACGUCACAAUGAUGAAAGUAGAAAACUAAGCCACAGAAAUCAUUUAAGAUAGUUUUACCUGUAUAAAAGAACAUUCUAUGAUUCACCAGGAAACAGUAGAGACAGAAUUUCCAGGUAUUAGUGGGCUCCUCUGCCUUACAGAAAUGUAUGUUAGUGGGGGAAACAAAUGAUUAUGGGAGAUAGAUUUGGUACCUCUGCUGAUCCUUCACUAAUAAUCUGGUUCCUGAUGGUAUGGGCUCUCUGGAAGAAAGUUGUCUAUUUCAGUGAUCUUUCUUUAGAUUUCUUGUUUUAAAUUUAAAGUACAGUAAUAAUUUGAGGCACUUGAAAUGUGUGCUUCUGAGAGUAUUACAUAAAGAAUUACCCACUAGAAAUUUUACAAACAAAUCAGUAGGGAACAACAUAACAAUGAUGCCAUUUCAAAUAGUUAAGUAGAAAGUAAGCUAAUUGCUCAUCAUACUAAAAUUUAAUUUUGAAUAUGAAAUAAGUGUCACAGUAGUAACAAUAUCCAGGGCAGCAAAUAUUCUUUGAAAUUAAAAAAUUUUUAUCACCCUUA